This is a messenger RNA of Schistocerca gregaria, 1018 nucleotides long. RefSeq lists its product as uncharacterized. Lineage: Eukaryota; Metazoa; Arthropoda; Insecta; Orthoptera; Acrididae. The coding region runs from base 1 to 630 and encodes 209 amino acids. The transcript has 5 exons. The record is from RefSeq and is a predicted model, not a curated record.
AUGCGGAACUCCAUAUUCAUCAAUGUCGUGGAGCUGAGGGCUCCAACUCCGGGUCCGGUGGAGGCGGCGGCAGUGGCGGAGCAAGAGGCUCAUCAAACUGCUGCCCGCUUCAGCCAGCCGACAGUCGGACGCCAUCGUGCCUGCGCCCAUCUGCACGCAAAUACACUUCACCGGCAAGAACGCAGUUUCGACGAAGAUACAACAGAGCAUCACCAAGAUGUUGUUGCUAAUAUCCACCGUCUUCGUUCUCCUCAAUCUGCCGAGCUACGUGGCGCGGCUGUACGCCUUCGUGUGCUUCUCGUUCUGGCAGGAGGCGACGCCGCUGACCCUUUGGUGCCUGCAGCAGUUCUUCAUGAUGCUCUACUACACCAACUUCAGCAUCAACUUCCUGCUCUACUCCAUGUGCGGCAUCACCUUCCGGCGCUGCCUCUGGCAGCUCGUUCGCAAGAACCUCAAGAACAUCACCCACUACCACUGCAACCCUCAGCAGUACACUUGAACGCCAGCUCUCCACUGGUGACUUAUAACACAUUUCUUGAGUGUGAUCUCUUUCAGUACCUGAGUGUAGUGACCGGCGAAAGUCAGCUUGUGGGGUGGAAAAGUGCAGUUUUCGAUCUACCUCUUCUGUAAACAGAGUGUCACUACUAUUAAGCCUUUAUAAGUGUCGGGAAAACAAUUUGUGUGCUGUUCCUCUCAGCAGAAAUGUGAAUUUGUUCGCCGAAUGCGCGAAGAAAUUCAGUGGUAAAAAAGCACACUAACUGUGUUUGUUACAAAAGAGGUUUCUUUGGGAGAGGCAAGUAGGCAGAACAGUACUUUCCCUAAUGGCUUAAAAUAGCGCUUCCAAUGCUAUUUGCACAAUUAUUUGUCUCUAUACGUCUUCAUAUUCUCGUAAAUACGACCAAUUAUGCGAUGUGACUAAAUGGGUGUAUUUAAUACGAGUAGUUCCGAUCGGUCGCGAAAUGCAAAUGACAGUGAAAACCACAAAAGUUUUUCGAACAGUCCACGGGUAUACUGCAAG